CCGGCCUGGCGGAGCGGCAGGGCCCGGUAACCGGCCUCUCCGCCGAUCCCCGCGGGCUGCUCCGGCAGGGCCGCGCCUUCCUGGACUUCUUCUGGGACAUCGCCAGGCCGGAGCAGGAGGUGCGGCUGGCGGCCACCGAGAGCCUCCUGCGGCACCUGCGGGAGGGCAGGAAGGACGACGAGCUGCAGUACACCCUGCGGCGCCUGGUGGAAGGGCUGGGAGCCACCCGCGAGGCCGCCCGCCCGGCUUUCAGCUUGGCCCUGGCCCAGGUUUUACAGGCUUUUGAGGAAAUUUCAAUGUGCAGUGUCCUGGAACAGAUAAAAGAAAAACACAAUCUGGAAAAAGUGAAAAAGAAACUUGUGAGAAAUGCUGCUUUUGGAAACUUCUUUGGGGUUAUGGCUCUGUUUCAGUCUGGCAGGCUUGUUAAGGACCAGAAAGCUCUGCUGGAGAGCAUCCAGCUUCUCCAGCAGCUGGCACAUCACCAGGCACAUCUCAGAGACCUGCCUCGCAAAGCUCUGAUUGACAUCUUGUCUGAGGUUCCUGAAGCUGUGUUUGAGGAGGUCUUGUUUGACAUCUUGCGAGGUGACCUCGCUUCAGCCUUUGCAUCUCCAGAGAACCUGCACCUUUUGCUUGUGGGCAUACAGAAAUUCCCCAGUGUUCUGAAACCUAAAAAUGUGAAGAAGCUGUUUGGCUCCCCUACUGUGGUGAAUGAGCAAAAUAUUCCCAGACUUGUAGAGCUUCUGCAAAGUGCAGCCAAGUCUGAGAAGAAGGACAAGAAAUUGCCUGGUUUAGUGUUUGAUUUGCUACAAGUUUCACUGAAGGAAGGUGCCUUUGAACUGUUCUGGAAAGAAGGUGUGGAGAAUGGGGUGUUGAAGGAGAAAUCAGGACCUGUGAGUUACAUGUGCUACCGGUUGCUGGGCAGUGCUCUCCCCUUGCUGUCUCUGGAGCAGCUACAGAUGGUUCUCAAAGGGAAGGUGAUGCAGCACUAUGGAGAACACGUGGUGAAGACUCAGCUUCCAGACCGGUUUAAGUUUGCUCCAGAGAUGGAAGACUAUGUAGAUGAAUUUCUGAACAGCUGUGAUGACCCAGAGAGGCAGAUGGCAGUGAUCAUUGGCUUCUCUACUCUCACCAAUCAAGGUUAUCCAGUGUUCUCCAGCUCUUCCAAGGUGGUCAGACACCUGCAGCCAGUGGUAUUGCAAAAAUACAUUGACUGGCUCAAAGACAUGUUCCUCAGGCCAGACUUGGACUGUUGUUUAGACUUCUCAAGUAACCGGCAGAAACAGAACCAGGGAAAAGUAAACACGGCACAACAUAAGAUCACUCGAUUAAGGAAAUGGCUCAUCCACCGACUUGCUAACAUCAUGGAACAUGCAGUGAAGAAGGAAGAGAGCCUUGUGAUGGACAUCUCCAGGUUUUGCUUCUUCCAUGCUUUCUUUGAGACUAAGAAAAAGGCUUCCCAAAUACAUGAGACACAUGUCCUUCCAUCAGAGCCCCUAGAUGAGCAGACUCGUGCAGUGACAGAAAAUUACUUCUUUGGGUUACUUCAGACUUUAAACACCUUGACUGUUUGGGGGGAUACAGCAAAGGCUGCAGCCUUGAGGGAAAAGCACAUCCAUGGUGUGACUGCAGAGGGGAAGCUGUGGAUCUUUCUCCUUGUUGAGUAUGCUGACAAGCUGCUCUCCAGUGAGCAUGUCAAAGCUGUGAAGCCUUUUACCAAGGGACAGAGGGAUGUCUGGGAGAGAACACUCCAGUCUGUGAAGAACCUGCAGAAGAAGGAAAACAAAUCAAAUGGUGCCAAAGUCGUUGCUUUCCAGCAGCUUCUGCUUUUAAUGGCUGUUCAUCUUUUCAAGGAUCAGUCUGAAACGGUGGAUGUUUUGAGUGACCUUCUGAACUGCACAGAGAGGGCAUUCAGCAAAGAACCUAAGAAGAAGAAGCCUGACAACACAGAGCCAGGAUGGGUUGAGGUGAUGGUGGAAAUCCUCCUCUCCCUCCUUGCCCAGCCCAGCCUCCUCAUACGUCGGAUUUCAAAGAGUGUGUUUGUACGGAUAUGCCCUAAUCUGACCAAGAGGAGCUUGCAGCUGAUCCUGGAUGUAGUUGACCCAUACCAAGAGCAAAAUGAAGAAAGUGCUGUUGUUGUGAUGGAAGAAUCAGAGAAAAAGAACAAGUCUGAUCAGGACAUGGGUGAGGAGGGAAGCGAGGACUCCUCAGAUGAAGGUGACUCUGAAGAAGAGAAUGACAGUGGAGAUGAGGACAAGAAUGAAGAAGUUGAUGAGGAUUUUCGCAGUCAAUUGAUGAACGUUCUCCAAGCAGGGAAUGCAGUGGGAGGAGAUGAGAGCGACGAAGAGCUGGAUGAUGAGGCUAUGAUGGCUCUUGACAAGAACAUCUCAGCCCUUUUUGCAGAGCAGCAGAAGCGGAUCCAGGCAAAGAAGGAUGAGAAAGACAGGAUACGGAAAGAGAAGAUCCUACGGAGGGAUUUCAAGAUUAAGGUGCUGGAUCUGGUUGAAGCUUUCCUGGUUAAGCAGCCAGAGAAUCCGUUGGUGUUCGACGUUAUUGAGCCUCUGCUUCGGUUGAUUGAGCAGUGCAUGAGCUCAGACUCAGACAAGCAGGAGGUUGACUUCCUCCAGAAAACAGCCAGUAUCUUCAGGAAUUCACUGUGCAGAGCUAAGCAGUACUGCAAGAGGGUGGAUGCCUUGCAAGAUGAUUUGCAUGCUUUUGUAGAGAGGCUUGUGGAAAAAGCCUACAAGCACACUGACUCUUCUGUGGCUCUCUAUUAUUUCAGUGCCUCGUUGUACCUGCUCAAAGUGUUGAAAGGAAAUGUGUCUGAUAAGUCAUCAACUCCUCCCACCCCCCUGCCAGAGAAAGGGAGCAGCACCAUCCCACAGGCUGCUCAGCUUUUGAGCACGGGCUGUUUGGAUGUAGAGAAGGUGGCUGGAAUAUAUCGUCAAGCACUGACACAAUUCCUGACUAAACGGAACAGCGCCCUGACAUGCUCCAUGUUCCAUGAUCUCUUCAAACGUUUCCCAAUCAUGUGUAAACCGUUAGUAGAUACUCUUGUCAAGUCUAUCACAGCAGGAGCCAGGCAACAUCAGCAGGCCCAGGCCUGUUUGCUCCUCCAGAAGGUUCUGCAACUUCAUGAACUGAAGCUCUUCACGACGGAGGAGGAGUGGGAGGAAUUGAUCAGAGAAAGCAUCAGCCAAGUGACAGAGAGUUUGAAAACGGUUGGCAAGUGCCUUGUGAAGACUGACAAAGAGAAGACUGCCAAGAUUUUGGAACUCUUGAGCUUCCUUCUCAAAACUGUGAAGGAGCAGAAGCUGCACGUGAAGUUGACAGAGUUGGAAAAAGUGCUGGUAGCUCUAAACCAGCCAGAAGGGAUUGGGAAUUCUGCACGUCUGGACUCUCUCUACUGGAACGUCAUGCGUUGGCUGGGUUAUUCGAAGCCCAAGAAGGAGAAGGCAGCCCAUAAACCUGCACAAGAGGCAGAGAACCUGAAGAGGAAGAAGAAGGGUUUCCUGCCAGAGACCAAGAAGCGCAAGAAUCGCAAGAAGGGCCUCCAGGAGAACGGGGUGGCACCAGCAGCUGGUGAGGAUGGAGAACCAGCAGCCUCAGAGGAGCAGUCCCUGGGAACAAAAACCCCCAAGCAGAAGAAAGGCCUCAAAAACCAGAGCAGAGGGGUGAGGGAGAACGGGGUGGCAGUGGCAGGCGGCGGGGAGGAAGCUGUGAAUGGAGGAGACGCUGCGGCUGACAAAAAGAAGAAGAAGAAAAAGAAGAGCAGAAAAAGAAAAGGUGAUGCAGGCAGUGAAGCUGAGCAGGCUCCAGCUGCCAAGAAAGCCAAGGGGAGGGUCAGCCAGGAGACCCAGCAGCAGCAGGGCAAGGCCAACCAGCAGAAGCAAGGCAAAGUCAAGAAGAAAAGAAAAGUGAAGAAAGCUGCAGUGCAGGAGGAGUAAACCUCAUGGACUCACUCAGGCCUCCAUGGCUGAGAGGACUAUUUUAAUAUCUUUUAUAACUAUAAUUUUUAUGUCCUCCCUGACUUUAAAUAAACCUUCCAUGAUGCUGA
Messenger RNA from Apus apus (common swift), 4054 nucleotides. RefSeq names its product MYB binding protein 1a (gene MYBBP1A). Bases 297 to 3944 code for a protein of 1215 amino acids. Gene Ontology annotation, cellular component: nucleolus. The transcript has 27 exons. The record is from RefSeq and is a predicted model, not a curated record. NCBI's taxonomy places the organism in Eukaryota, Metazoa, Chordata, Aves, Apodiformes, Apodidae. Gene Ontology annotation, biological process: regulation of DNA-templated transcription. Gene Ontology annotation, molecular function: transcription corepressor activity; sequence-specific DNA binding; transcription factor binding.